AUGGAUCUACACGGGUUACGAGUUCUUAAAUUUGAAAAAGGUGUAUGUGAAAGUAGUAAUAACUUGGAAAAUGUUAAAAUUGACAAAGAAAACGAAAAUAAAGGAAGUGAAAUACGAACAGCACUUAAUAAUGGAGAUAAGUUGGAAAAUUUUGGACAGAGAAAACUUAAGAAAACAAAAAUGAAGUGUAAAAACCUUGAUAAGCGCAAAAUUAAAAGUGACCAAGUCAAUAAUUAUUUUCGAAGUAAAACGAAGAAUAAGCGUAAUAAAUCAUUCACUAGUCUCCAUUAUAUGUUACAGUCUCUAGGAAAUCAAUUACUUUCACCAGAAAUUAAAAAUGAAAUUGAGCACAGGAAGAAACCUAAACGAAAACAAUCAAAUCAACUAGCAAAGAUUAAAGAUUACACAAAAGACGUGAAAAUCUUAUUCGUCAACGAAACAUCUAAAUUAAAGGAUAAAGCUAUAAAAAGCAAGGGAAAACGUAGACAUAGAGAGAAAGAAACAUCAAUACCAAUAGGCUGUGUAGAUCCAAGCGCUCUAUACCCAUGCGAAACUAACUUUGCCACCGAAACGAAGAAAUGCAAACAAAAUUUUGUAAAAACAAGAAAACGGUUCCAAUUAAAAAGGCCAAAUGAAACAUCUAGGAAUCGUCUUGAUAAUGCAAAAUUUAAUAAGCUACGACAAACGAAAUCGACUUCAAGUAGCUGUAAUUGUCGAAGACCUAUACAUUGCAAUGUUAUAGACUUCCCAGAAUGCAAUAAAAUAUUAAGCGGUAGAAGCAGUUACCCUUUGUACAAAAAUAUAGACUAUCAGUGUAAAGAUCAGCAAGUGUCGACUUCUUACCAUUCGCCUAUAAUUGAGAAAAGUAUUGGAGAAGCUGCGGUUGGUACAAGUCGAUCUUUAUGUUCUAAAAAAGUCUGUACAGGUCCUGUUUUCGUACCAAAAUUUAAAAAGCCAUGUAAAUCCGUAAGACCUGAUUCCUCACAAAAAGUACAUACGAAACCACUUCCUCUUCAAAUACUCGUUGAAUAUAACUUUCAAGAUAGAGCAAAAAUGGUCGCCAAAUACUUUUUAUUUGCGAUAAUGUUUGUGUUAUGGUUUCCUUGCAUUGUUUUGAUGGCCCUGUGCUGGCUAGUAACAAAUCCAUUUAGGACACGUUCACAGGUUGCUGAAAAGCCUAAACUACUGAAAAAGCAACCUACAUCAUCGAUUUUUCAAAGUAUCUUAUCAUUAUUAUCGAAUUGUUCAACAAAAGCAGUAGAUAGAUUUAUUUAUUCUGGUAAAAUUAUUGCAUCACUGGUUAAAAUAAAUGAUCAAAAAACCUGUAUACAACAAAAUCAAAAGAGAGCAAAUAAUAUUUGUUCACGGCCUGUAUUUACACAACGCCCCGAUCCAGAGAAAAUAUAUACACUUUUUUACGCUAAGAAGAGAGGUUGGAUGGUGAAACCGGUUCGCAAAGACACAACGCAACGAAAUGCGAACCAUUCAAGAUUUGAACAAGUUUUUUACGAAUUAUGUGCAUGUAACGGAGCAAAGCCGUGUGGUUUUACUGAAAAAUCUAUUAAAAAACGUAAGGUACAAAAUAAGAGUUCAUUGAAGAAGCAUUUAGACUGUGAAUGUGGACAGGGCAAUAAUCUCAAUAAAAAGGUUACUAUACGAGAGCCACAAAAUCCAACUCAUUCUGAAGCGUUACAGCAAUACCCGCGUUCACCUAUACUGGAAAAACGUCCUUCAUGUUACAAUCACCAAGGAGAAAGAUUUGGGAGCCAAGAAUUUCAACGUUGUCCGUUAUCAUCGAAAUAUCCUCGAAUGUCCAACCAUCAUCAUAACCCCGUAUUGUCUCACUCCGAUCCGAUAACAAAUAGAAAUUAUCUUCAUGCAAAUCCCUUGCCACCGUUGAAAUCUCGGAGCACACCACACACGAAACAGUGUUCAAUAAGUAAGCCUUCAGUAAACUCGCAUAAAUUAGGUAGUGAGGGUGUUAAAAGCUGUCAUAUUCCAUCUAGAACUGGUAAACGUUCACGCAGUAAAUGUUCACAUUCAAAAACCCAUCUUACAAAUUCAAGCUACAGAAGAAGUCCACCUCGUAAUGAAUUAUCGUGUCAUUAUUUUAAUCCUAGAUCAGUAGGCUUAAUAAAAAAUUCGCCAACAAAAGAACAUGAAAAGAAAGUUUCUUUUGCUCGGAAAGUUUUUAGGCGUUUUAAAACAUCCCUUCAUGUCAUAAACGAUAUUGUAGAAGGUGCUGACACACAAAUGUGGGCACAUUUAAAGUCCGACGAUAUGUAUGCAUACACGCUGAGACGAAAGCCAUGCUUUUGGAUUUAUCGGAGUUGUCCGUCUGCAUAUCCUUGUUUUUUGACGUGUCAUAGUUUUUGUGGUAGUGUAUGUCAUACAAUCUGUUAUUUAUUUUCGUUGAUUUUAUGGUGUCCUAUUGUAUUUUGCAGCUACAUCUGUUGUCAAGUUUUUUGUAAAAGUUGUUAA
This is a messenger RNA of Bombyx mandarina (wild silkworm), 2481 nucleotides long. RefSeq lists its product as uncharacterized. The record is from RefSeq and is a predicted model, not a curated record. Lineage: Eukaryota; Metazoa; Arthropoda; Insecta; Lepidoptera; Bombycidae.